UUAUCCCAGCCGCCUUGGGCAGGGGCUUGAGGGCAGAUGGGGCCGGGCUGCCUAAGCGGCCGCGGGGUACAUUCUGACCCCAGAAUCAGUGCCAUUUGCAGUGGAGCCAGCGAGCACCGCGGGCACAGGGAGCGCUUGGCUCCUUGGCCUGAGGGCCGGCACCUUGUGUGCUCCUCCCAACUUGGCGCCUGGGUGGGGCACAAGUAUGAGUCUGCGGGGCUCACCGGGUAGGGAAGGGACCAAGACUUGGUUUGCAUGAGCCCGCCUCCGCCCGACUGAACCCUUCGAUUGGGCACUGAGAAUGUGUGCGUUUGUUUACAGCCAGGGAGGGGGAUGUCAGGGGCGGGGCCUAUGGAGAUCCAUCCUUUUCCCCCUACAGUGACCUGUGCUCUGAGCCCAGGUAUGGGCUCUCAAAUGGAGCUCUUAGCCCUGAAGAGGGCUACGUCAAGGCCCUUGAUACCUGGUGAACACUGUAAAGGGCACUUCCACUCAUGGUCAUCCUUCCUUCAGCCUGCCAGCUCUGUCCUUCUUCCUAUGACUGUGCUGCCACUGUGCUGCCCUGGAAGAGGCCCUUGGACUUUCCACUCCUUCCUCUUCAGUAAACAGUCUGGGAUGGGGCCUAUUUCCUUCUGGAAAAGCACAAAUCCCUUGGGGAAUCUUAGUUUGGGUGCUAGAAAGCUAGAGAGAUCCAAGGACAGUUCCAUAUUGAAUGGGUGGAGGAAGUUCAGCAUAAGCAUGGAACCUCAGGAAAGGAGGGAUAAGAAAUGGGUGAGGUGAGGCCUGGCACAUUUCUGAAAGGACUGGAAUAAGUGAAGUCAGGAAGGGGGAUCUCUGACUUUUAGGGUUGGAGACAGGGGACUGCACCUCUAGGGAGGGUGGGAGUUUGUGUUUCAGAAUUUUAUUCUGUCUGGGUCCAUGAAGCCCAUAUCCUCACUGGCCUCUCACUUGUGGGCGUAUAUUUUGACCCCCAUUACAAACUGUCCCCACCCCAGUCCAGGGAUUCAGGUGGACAGACCAUGAGAGUUGGCUGUUUCUUUGUGUCACCACCUCAACAAGCUGCCUGGAAGCCCUGGGAAAAUGGAGAAAUUGAGUCACAACAGACAGGCUGGGUGAUUCAUGGUCUCUGGGUGGGUAAGAGAAGGAUUGUAAGCUGAAGUGAGAAUACUCUGGAAGUCUGGGCUAGGUGUGGGACAAGCACACAAUUUGAAGGGAAACAUGCUGGCAGGAGAGUAGAGGGUGGCUGGCUACCAAGGAGGUACAAUUUUGGCAUGUGAGUGCAUAAAAAGGUGGGCUGGACUGGGCUGUGCAGCCUAUGCCAUAGUAAAAUGGGGACCUUGUGGGAGGAUAUUCUAGUGCAGGCAGUGCCAGGACCAGACCUCACUUGGAGCAGGCAAAAUAGGCUGAGGACUUGCUCAUGGUCCUAAAUGCAUUCCACUCACUUAACAUUUGCUGAGCACCUACUAUGUUACCUGUAUAUACUCAGUCUAGUGGUAAAGGAUGGGCCUUUGACUCUGCAUGGGAGGACAGAUACAGGAGAACAGGGUGGGGCUCUAGAGGAUCAGGCUGGGUGUUUGGGGGCCAAAGGGAAAGACCAGCUGCUAGGGCAGGAGGGGCUUUCCGGCCAGUGGCUUGGGGUGGCUUGGUUUUGAAUUUCCGCUCUGCGGGCCACGUCCUGUGCACAGCCUCUCAGCCAGCACGUCUGCACACGUGCAUGGCUACUGAUAAUGGGGGUCACUCCAACUGACCAUUAUCUCUGCAUGUCUUUUCCAUUGUUCAAGUAGGCAAAUCCUGGGUGCUAGAUCUCUGGACUUUCCAGCUGGGCCUGGCCUUGUGGCCCUAGUGGGCUCAGCCCCAGCCCCUGAAUGUAAUUGUAUCUGGCCGUUAGGGGCAUAACCUGCCCUGUGGGGACCUGGAGAUGCAAUUGUGGCCUUCUUGUGAGGUCUUCCAGGGUUCUGUCUGGCUAUCUCUUCAGUGUCAUUGGGCUUGCUGCCUCCUCCCUGGGCCUUCAGACUCCCUCUCCCCUUCUUACUGCUUCUGGAGCUCUUUUUUUUGGGGGGGGGAGGAGGGGCCUCUGUCUUUAGUCUCUUGCCUCUUGUUAUUUCUCUGUUUCUUUCCAUCUUGCAGUCUCUGACUGGUUCAUCAUUUCUCUAUCUAUUCCUUACUUUUCUAAUUGUCUCUAACUCUGUCUCCCUGUCUGAAUGUAUGUCCAUCUAUAUAUAUGUGACUUUUGUCUCUCUAUAUAUACAUUGUUUUCUAUGUCCCUUUAUAUCCAUCUGCAUUUCUUUUCUUUUUUUUUUUUUUGUUUGAGACAGAGCCUCAAGCUGUUGCCCUGGGUAGAGUGCCGUGGCAUCACAGUUCACAGCAACCUCCAACUCCUGGGCUUAAGUGAUUCUCUUGCCUUAGCCUCACAAGUAGCUGGGACUACAGGCGCCAGCCACAACACCUGGGGUUUUUUUGUUUGUUUGGUUUUUGGUUGUAGUUAUCAUUGUUGUUUGGCAGGCCCAGGCUGGAUUUGAACCUUCCAGCUCUGGUAUAUGUGGCUGGCGCCUUAGCCACUUCAGCUACAGGUCCCAAGCCCCAUCUGCAUUUCUUUUUUUUUUUUUUGUAGAGACAGAGUCUCACUUUAUGGCCCUCGGUAGAGUGCCGUGGCCUCACACAGCUCACAGCAGCCUCCAACUCCUGGGCUUAGGCGAUUCUCCUGCCUCAGCCACCCGAGUAGCUGGGAUGACAGGCGCCCGCCACAACGCCCAGCUAUUUUUUGGUUGCAGUUUGGGGCCGGGUUUGAACCCGCCACCCUCGGCAUAUGGGGCCGGCGCCCUACCGACUGAGCCACAGGCGCCGCCCAACCAUCUGCAUUUCUUUAUCUCCCUGGGCCUCUCUGUCUGUCUCUGUCUAUGGGUCAGUGUGCAUGGACAUAUGUAUUUAAUGUCUGUGUGUUUUCUUUCCCCCACUCUCCCUGUCUCUUUCCUUCUUUUGCCUUGCUUUGCUUCAUCCUGAUUUUGGACAUCACCCCUCCUCCAGGCUGAUUUGCCUUUAGGGCCCCCCCCCACCCAAGUCAGGGUCUCCAGUGAGUCCUAAACUGCCCGAGGCCUGUGCUCCAGCUUUCUUUUGGGCCAGAAGUCCGGCUGUCCAAAUAUUUGGCCACCUCCAGGGGAUUCCGGGUCAGCAGGAAGGAGAAAGGACUGGCUGGCGCAGGGUCUUCCCUACCUCUGGGGGGGCCACAAUCACGUGAUGUCCUGUCCUUUGCUUCAGCUGGGCCUUGGGCUGCACGUCCCUCUCAGCAGGCUGGCAAUGAGGGGGAGGGGGCUGCUGCUGGCUUUAGUCCACUCUUGAACCAAGAGGUUCUGAUUGUGCCUCACUGGGAGCAGCCUGAGCAAGAAGAGUCCAGGUCUGGAUGGGAGGGAACACCAGGGAGGCUGGAGCUAGGCCCAACUAUAAGCUUCUGUUAGAAAAUGUACUCUGUCACAGGAAGGUCUACCUUCCGGCCCCAGCUGGGUCUCUCAGAUCCUCCUAGACACCUCCGGAUGCCCAGAACACAGAGGCACAGACCCCAGAUCCCAGGGCCAGGGAGUGGGUGUGUGUGUGUGUGUGAGGGAUUAGUGUGGCCAGUAUAUCAAUGCUCUGGGCCAUUUGCCUUUUUCCUGGAUGUGCCCCUCCUGCAUGUCACCCCCUUCAAUACCAGCCCAAUAUUGGUCACACACUGGCUACUUGCAUUGUUGUUUUGUGUUGUUGAUGAUGAGGGAAUUGGCAGAUGGGGGACUGGAAUCCAUUAGGGUCAAAAUAUGGAUAUAUGGGUCUGAGGGAGAGGCAAAGGAUGUCUUUUCCCUGUUCAGAUACUCUUCUCCCACUUGCCUUAUCCCUGAACCCCUGACCUCAGCUCCCACCAAUCCCUGUGGUUAUGCCUUGAGACAUAUAAUUCAAACAUGUCAAUUGCAUCCGGUUUUCUUGCUUGCUGGUGGCUUGUCCUAGGAGGGAGCGUCUUCCCUCUGAAACUUGCAGAAGCAAGUGAACAGAGGGGUAGCUGUUUAGAUGGAUAAAUGAGCUGAGCUGGAGCUGGAGUAGUCCUCAGCCAUGAGCCCCAUGGGAUGAGCACAAUGGAUCCUCAAGCCAGGCCAUCUGCAUCUCUCCUGAGAUCAGAGCUGAGUUGAGUGCUGCCCAGGCACAGCAAGCUUCGUGGAAUCUGUGCCCCAAUCGGUGGAUGUGGCCACAAGACCAAGGGAAGGACAGUAUGGAUGCCUCCUGUAGCCAUCUCACUAUCACACCCCCACUUAUGUCUCUGAGCAUUGCUGGGAAGGAAAGAAAGGCUCAGAGCCCUGGGGACACCAAGGACCUCCAUCCUUGGACAGAGAGGUAUGCUUCCUAUAGAGGCUGACGCAAGCAGCCACCCCAAGGUGGCCUGGAUUCCUGAGCCUCAAAAUCUUUAAUUAGCCAAGCUCAACACCUGCCAAGGUGUGCCUGACGUAUUCUCACCCUGUGAUGUCUGCGUGGGUGGGCGUUACCUUCUAUAUCAUCCUUGUGUCUCCUGGUCCCUCCUGGCUCUUAUCUCUCAGAAGAGCAAACAGGUCCUAGGGCAGUGGCCUUGGCCAUCGAUUUACUGCCUGGGCCCAUGCUGCACCCAUGAAAGAUGCCAUUCUAAUGAUCUGCCCAAAGUUGCAUAAUCUCCCUGACCUAGCACCAGCCUCCUCUCUGGGUAUCCAUGGCCUGCCCUGGGGGUAAAGGCCUUAGGAAGGUUACUCACUGUACAGCGUGGCUAAGCCUCAAGGGACCCCUAGAGGACAGGGCGAUGCUGAGGGGUCUUGAGUAGGGAGUACUCUGCCCCUGGUCACAGUAAGACAGGACCAAGCCAGGACUUAGACUCAGAGUGUCUACUCUGGGCUUUCACCACAGUAAACAGGCUCUGCUGGCAGCUUUUUCCUACAUAGGGCUCUCCCCUGAGCUUGCCCUGACUCCACAAUACAUAGGACUCUGGGAGGCCGUAGGUCUGAGGGGUGGGAGCUGUCAAGUCUCAACAAAUGGCCAGAGGCCCACAUGCCAGGCCUGAGCUAAUCCCCACUGUAGUCCCCCAGGACUCAUUCUGGCCCUAGAUGUAAGUACAGACCCCUUGGCCUGGCUGUUAAGGUUCUGUCAGGCUUAUCUGUAGCUAUGGAACCUUCACUUCACCCUCACAGCCUGCCUUGCCCCUCACCUCAGGGCCUUCACAUGUGCUUCUGUCCUCUGCCUGAGGCACUCUUUCCUAAUGGACAACUCAGGGGCUCCUUCUGGAACUUUGGGACUGGCUUUACCACCUCCUCCAGGAAGCCUUACUUGAUUCCUUUUUUUGGAAGGCAGCUAUGCUCACCACUGUACCACCAAUGUCAGCACUUGAUCCUUUUUUUGAAUCCCAGUAGUAUGUGAUUCAUAUUCAGUUGCAGAAAGAGCUAUAGGGUGGUGGUAAGGGUGGUAUGGGGAGUGUCUUUUCCAGACUAGAGGUACUUGAGGCAGAGUAUUCCAUGUCCUUUCUGUGAUCUCAGGCCAGCCCAAGACUCAGCAAUGACUGAUCAUGAGUAAUAGCCACCAAGCCCCAAAGAUCUAGGCCCAGGUCCUACAGAGGGGUUGGGAAACCUGAAGCCAGGACCUCAGACACCUGGGGCCCAUGCCAUGGACUGUGGUCUCCUGAGAGGCAGUGCCUGGCUACUAGGGAAGGAUAUUAAGGCAGAGAAGUGUGCUUUGUCCAGCCUGCCAAUUCAGCACACUCUGAGGGCCUGUCCGAGCUUGCCCAGGGCAGGGGGCUGAGUGAGGACAACCCUAAUGGAGUGCCAGGAGCACUCUGGAGUGACUCUGCAGACCAGGCACCAGCACCUCCACACCCAGUGCUCCUAGUGGUGUUCCCUGAGCCAUGGAAGCGCCUUUGCAGACAGAGAUGGUGGAGCUGGUGCCCAACGGCAAACAUUCAGAGGGGCUGCUCCCAGUCAUCACCCCGCUGGCAGGCAACCAGAGGGUUGAGGAACGCGGACGGAGCUGUGUUGAGGGCAAGGGCUUCCUGCAGAAAAGCUCCAGCAAAGAGCCACACUUCACUGACUUCGAGGGGAAGACAUCAUUCGGGAUGUCAGUGUUCAAUCUCAGCAAUGCCAUCAUGGGCAGCGGCAUCCUGGGGCUCGCCUAUGCCAUGGCCAAUACAGGCAUCAUCCUUUUUCUGUUCCUGCUGACAGCUGUUGCCCUGCUCUCCAGCUACUCCAUCCACCUGCUACUCAAGUCCUCAGGAAUUGUGGGCAUCCGUGCCUAUGAACAACUGGGCUACCGUGCCUUUGGGACCCCGGGAAAGCUGGCAGCGGCCCUGGCUAUCACAUUGCAGAACAUUGGAGCCAUGUCCAGCUACCUGUACAUCAUCAAGUCCGAGCUGCCCCUUGUCAUACAGACCUUCCUGAACCUGGAGGAGAAAACCUCGGACUGGUACAUGAAUGGCAAUUACUUGGUGAUCCUGGUCUCUGUCACUAUCAUUCUGCCCCUGGCACUGAUGCGGCAGCUUGGCUACCUGGGCUACUCCAGUGGCUUCUCUCUCAGCUGUAUGGUGUUCUUCCUAAUUGCAGUCAUCUACAAAAAGUUUCACGUGCCCUGCCCACUGUCCUCCAACUUCACCAAUAUCACAGGCAACUUCAGCCAUGUGGAGGUCAUUGAGGAGAAGGAGCAACUGCAGGUGGAGACUGAGGCUGCAGCCUUCUGCACCCCAAGCUACUUCACACUCAACUCACAGACAGCAUACACCAUCCCCAUCAUGGCCUUCGCCUUCGUCUGCCACCCGGAGGUGUUGCCCAUCUAUACAGAGCUCAAGGACCCCUCCAAGAGGAAGAUGCAGCACAUCUCUAACCUGUCCAUUGCUGUCAUGUACGUCAUGUACUUCCUGGCUGCCCUCUUCGGCUACCUCACCUUCUAUGAUGGGGUGGAAUCAGAGCUGCUGCACACUUACAGCAAGGUGGACGCGUUUGAUGUGCUGAUCCUGUGUGUGCGCGUGGCCGUGCUGACAGCAGUUACACUCACGGUGCCAAUUGUUCUGUUCCCGGUGCGCCGCGCCAUCCAGCAGAUGCUGUUUGAGAACCAGGAGUUCAGCUGGCUGCGGCACAUACUCAUCGCCAUCUGCCUGCUCACUUGUAUUAACCUGCUGGUCAUCUUUGCCCCCAACAUCCUGGGCAUCUUCGGGGUCAUUGGUGCCACAUCUGCCCCAUGCCUCAUCUUCAUCUUCCCUGCCAUCUUCUACUUUCGAAUUGUGCCCACUGAGAAGGAACCUGUGAAAUCUACCCCCAAAAUCAUGGCUCUUUGUUUUGCUGUGCUUGGCCUCUUGCUGAUGACCAUGAGCUUGAGCUUCAUCAUCAUUGACUGGGUUUCAGGGACUGGCCAGCAUGGAGGAAGCCACUAGAGAAUCCAUCCUGUUCUGUCUACCUGUCCUAGAACCCCUAUCCAAACUCUCUAGCCCCUGCUCCCAUCCAGCAGCCAGUGAGGGUAGGAGAAAGAUGCAAUUAACACUAUGGCAUUUGGCCCCAUGUCCUCUCUGGAGAAGGUUUUUAUAAAGGAGCCAGGACCAAGGCCCUUGGGUCAUGCCCCUGCUGGGCUCCAGAGCCAUAGGGGCUUCCUGAACUGGGAGCAGGAUGGGGCUGUCAUCUCAGAUCCAACUCAAGCUCCUCCAACCACUCAUGCACAAAUGCAACUGCUUCUUGAGGUUUCUCAGCCUAUAGAGGCACACAGAGCUGGAACCCAAGCCUGCAGCCAUUCUCCCACACUGCUGCAAGGCCAUGUCUGUACCCUGGGGCCUCUUCUGUCCCAGCCCACUUGUUUUUCCUCCUUCUAUCCCCUAGACCCCAUUCAGUCACUUGGGCUCAGGCCCUUGGAUGCUCUUUUCCCAUGCCCUCCACAGGAGGAGACCUCACCCUACCCUAUAGCUGGGCUGGGGCCAGUAGGUUCUACUAAAGGUGGGGCUGGUGUGUGGUUACCCCCAAGGGACUAUUGCCCUGCCCCUUCACCAGUCCUGGGGAGGCUGGGACUCCCCACCCAAGCCUGGCCAUAGCUCAUAUUCCACUGCUGGGGGAAGAGAGAGGCUGGGCCUAAAAUGUCCUGCCCUUGGGACCCAAAGACCCCUAGGGCCAGACUGGGGCAAAGUGGGGAGGCUGGCAGCUCCCUUUUAUAAAUAUUAUACACAAGA
Molecule: messenger RNA, 8170 nt
Organism: Nycticebus coucang (slow loris)
Lineage: Eukaryota; Metazoa; Chordata; Mammalia; Primates; Lorisidae
Gene: SLC38A3
Product: solute carrier family 38 member 3
Exons: 16
Coding region: 5876-7390 (504 amino acids)
Biological process (GO): L-glutamine transport; asparagine transport; amino acid transmembrane transport
Molecular function (GO): L-asparagine transmembrane transporter activity; L-glutamine transmembrane transporter activity; L-histidine transmembrane transporter activity
Source: RefSeq, a predicted model, not a curated record